UGUGACACUUUCGUCAUUUAGACGUAGUAACAAUUAUUUUCACGCAAAUUACAAGAAAAUUUUCACGUUAUUUUGACAAUAUUUUCAAUAGAUAAAUUUGAAUGAAUCGAGUAGUUCAAAAGAAUGUGAAAAAGCAUUUAUAUGUCGAAAUAGAAUAGUAUAGAUGAAAUAUUUUGGAUCUAAGCUUUUUUUUUCAAUAAGAUUCAGCAGAAAUUGACAGAAAUAGUAAAGUAGCUAGCGUAAAAAGGUCCAUACAUCGGUAUACGAUUGAUUUUCAAGAGCAUUGCAACAUUUUUUGGACAACAUAAAUCAAAUUUCUUCAUAAUGCAAUUUUCAAUAUCCUCCAAAACUGCCGAACAGCUUGAAAGAGAGAGAAUUGAAUAUUAUCACACCCGCUAUAAUAAAUCCAAGUUUCCGUUACGAAAACAUCGUCGGAAAGUUGUAACACGAACACAGUCAGAGACAGAUAUUAAUGCCGACAUUUCGGAAUGUGAACAAACCGAAAAUCCUCCAAAAGUCAGUUCGAAACUAGAAACUUUCACUAAAAUGCUAUUCAAUCGCUCAAAUUCGCUACAACACAGUCCAAAAAAGGUGACCAGCUCAUCGUCAACCACGUGGAUGGAAAAUUUAUGGAAAAGCAUGAAAUUCCAGAGAGCUGCCGAACCAACACCACCAGAACGAGCGUUGCGUGAACUAGCAUACAUUUCGAGCCAAGAAUGGGUAGAGAAAUCGGAUGGCCGUUACAAGAUCAUGGCCCAUUUGGAUACUAUCGGCUUUAGAGAGGAUAAAAACUGGUUCUUGCUGAACGAUACAACAGUCCGAACGAAUCGUCUGAUGACGUGGAUUCCAUUACCAGCCGAUUGUGUUGCCCUGGAGGAACUAGCCCCUUUCAAUUCACCAAAAGGAAUAAUGAUGGAAUUGCUCGCUUCAUUGCAACAUCCAUACAUUUAUCCAGUGCUAGAUCUGGGCAUUUUCAAUUCGAACCAAACGAAUUUCGCGUGUCUCGUUAUGCCGAUCAAUGAGCGUGGCAGCCUCAAAGAUUAUAUUUACAAAGCGAUACGGUGGAAUGAGCCAUGGAGACGUAAAUACGCAAAAAAGUCAAUUUGUUUGACAUUGCCGCAGGUGCAACGGUUUGGUCGACAUAUUUUGGAAGCGUUGCUAUUUCUGCGCGAACGAGGCAUUCCAUCACAUGGCCACUUGCAUAGCGGCAAUGUCAUACUACAAAAUGGUGUUGCCAGGUUAUCGGGAUUGGAAAAUGGUUUACUCGGCCUAGACUCAAAAGUGAAUGCGGUUGAUUCGGCAAAGAAUAUUGCUGAUGUUGAACACAGGGAUGUUAUUUGCUUUGGCCAUUUACUCUUUGAAAUGUGCACGGGAUUUGAAUUGCUAACACCUCGCCCAACCGCUGACAACUUGUUCUUAGACUUGGAACGAUAUCCAAAGGUGGUCAAAGUGCUGCAAUGGAUUUUUGAAUCUCCCGGUGAUCGAUAUCCAACUGUUGCGGAACUUGUGCGAUCUGAUUUAUUCCGACACGUCGAAUUACGUGAAAUGAGGGGAGCAUCAAUUUCGGCGCUCAAACCAGAUUUAAGUACAUCUACAUCGAAUCUCUUGGAUGCAGUUCGGCGAAGACAAGAUGCUCCCUUGAAUCGUCCGUACUGUGAAAUUGAUGAAUCACCAUGCUAUGCUUCAAUAAAUGGUUCGUACAGCGAUCUUUCAUUUGCUGGGGCUUUGGAGGGUCAUGUAACUGUGACGCAAGAACAAUACGAGCAAUACCGGAAAAUGGGCAGCACAUUCCAGUUAUGCAAAAUAUGCACGGAAAAUAACAAAGAUAUACGACUAGAGCCAUGUGGUCAUUUGCUGUGCAUUCAGUGCUUGAGCGCUUGGCAAUUAGAUUCCGAAGGGAACGGUUGUCCUUUCUGUCGAGCUGAAAUCAAAGGAACUGAACAAAUCGUAGUCGAUCCAUUUGAUCCGUCAACGGACAGGAACGCGGCCUACGGUCGUCAACGAAGCGUUGACCAUAUAUACACUGAACUGGUAUAGUUAGCAAGAACAAACGAACCAUCUAGGAACUCCAUACAAACUAGCUUUACUACAUAAAAUUCAUCUCUUUGUGUCUAAAAUAUCGCUUUUGUGUGCGUAAAACAAAGUUCUGUCAACUACUACUCAUAAUAAAGGAAUCAUUCUCAGGGAAUCAGCCAUCCAACUAAAAUAAUUAACAAUUGAUUAAUAAGAACAAUGUGUUUGACCAUAAAAUGUGUUCAAAAUAGGUAAAGUCAAUAUAGAAUAACAAAUAUUCAUUAUAUCUAUGGGUGAGAUUGAGAGUAGCGCUGAGAGAGUAGCUUCAAAUACUUCGCAUUUUUUUAAGAAGUAGAGUA
Molecule: messenger RNA, 2372 nt
Organism: Sitodiplosis mosellana (orange wheat blossom midge)
Lineage: Eukaryota; Metazoa; Arthropoda; Insecta; Diptera; Cecidomyiidae
Product: slowpoke-binding protein-like
Exons: 7
Coding region: 325-2037 (570 amino acids)
Biological process (GO): negative regulation of epidermal growth factor-activated receptor activity; signal transduction
Cellular component (GO): plasma membrane; membrane raft
Molecular function (GO): ubiquitin protein ligase activity; SH3 domain binding; receptor tyrosine kinase binding
Source: RefSeq, a predicted model, not a curated record